AUGUAUAAUAUAUUAGAAAGCGCAUAUAAUUUUCCAUAAAUGGAUAAAGCCUUAUUAUUUAAAAUGGCUUGCAAUAAUGAAGAUUAGCUAAAUUCUUUAUUAUCUUACUAUAGAGAUAGAAUAAACGAUUUUGAUAAAGAAAGAGCAGAAUGGCUGCAAAAUUUAAACGGAAUAAUAGCUUCAGAAUCAGAAAAGCAUAAAUUAUAGUGGGAGUUAUAAAGAAGAAAAGAAGAAAUAAAUACUUUAUAAGGUACAUUAGAUAAUUUUCGAGGUGUUUUAUAUUAAGAAAGAUAAGAAGUAUUAGCCAUACAAAGAGAAAAUGAAUUACUGAAAUUGAAAUAAUUUGAAGAUUAAAAAAAAUUAGAAAGUUUAAGGGCAAUAGUUGAACCAGUAGAAGAGAACAUAAUAAUAAAUAGAAAUUAAAAGCCAGAAAUAAGCUAUUAAUUUUAAAAAGUAGAUACAAAUAUUAUCAGAAAUAAACAAAAUUUAGAAAAUAUAUUAAAAAAAAGCGGUAAAGAAGGCAUUGUUAAUGGAUAAGGAAAAUGUGUUAUAAAAAAUAUUCAUAUGCCAAAUGAAAAUUUAGAUAAUUUAGAAGAUUAAAAUUAAAAUAUUAGGCAAUAAAUAGAAAACGAAAGAUAGGAAAAAAUGGAAUAAAUUGGUAAUUUAAUAUCAGAAAUCAAUUCUAAAUAAGAAAAAAGACUAGCAAAAUAAAAAGAAAUUAACUCAAAGUCUAAUGAUUUAUUAAAAUAAUCAUAAAUAUUAGAAUAAUAACAUUUAGAUAUGGUUAAAGAAUUAUAUACUUUAAAAAUCACUACUGAUGAAAAAGAAAGAAAAUUCUAAGAAGAAAAUGAACUGAUUAGAUUAAAAAAUACUGUUAUAGCUAAUAAAUUAUAUAUUCUAGUUAAUUAAAAUAAUAAGGAAAGUGAACAAAAUGAAAAUGAAAUUAAUAAUAAUACAAAUUCUUAUAGAAAUAAAGUAAAUUAAAAAGACGAAAAUAUCUAAAUGCUUAAAGAAUAAUAUAAUCAAGUUUCAAAAUUGUAUUUAAAUAAAGUAAAAUAAUUAGAAGAAAGUUUAUCUAAAUUAAAUGAAAAGUAAAAUUGUUUAUAAAAAGUUAAUUAUAUAUAUAUAUUUAUUUAUAUUUAAUUAUAGAUAUAUUACAUAAGAAAAAAAACGAAAAAUGUAAAAUUAAUCUUAUAAAUCUGA
This is a messenger RNA of Ichthyophthirius multifiliis, 1203 nucleotides long. RefSeq lists its product as hypothetical. Gene Ontology annotation, cellular component: centrosome. Lineage: Eukaryota; Ciliophora; Oligohymenophorea; Hymenostomatida. The transcript has 3 exons. The record is from RefSeq and is a predicted model, not a curated record.